AUGGAAAAAUAAAAAAAUCUAAUUGAUGUAUAAAUAAAAAAUAUUGUUAGCUUACUUUUGAAUAUGGAUAGAGUUAUGAUGAAAAAGGAAGAAAGAAGUAGUGGUUAUAUGAAUACUUGACAGUUUGCUUAAAGGAGGUAAUGAGUUUGAAUGAUGGAUUAGAAAAUGAUGGAAUUAAUGAAGGCUAUGUUUGGAGACUAUUUUAAUAAUAUGUUUCUUCUAGCUAGUUUAAUUUUGAUUUUAGUGGGAAUAACAUAGGAUGAUGACUAAGAAGAUGUUCUAUCGUCGUAAUUAUUGAACAAAUUACAAAUAGACUCAUUUUGUUUAUAGUGUACAUUUUGCCCUUUCUGAUUGAAGUAGGAAUUAGAGCAAUAUAAUUGUUGAUUGAGUAAAAGUAGAAUUAGCAAUGUAUUUUGUAACAAACUCGAAUUGCCUAUACUAGAUUAAAAGGAUUCAAAAGAGAAGACUUAAUAUUUAAUGAAACAUAGAAUUUUUUGAUGAAGGCCCGAUCUUCUUCAAUUAGAAGUAUUUAAUAACUUGAUUCAUAAUAAAAUAUACCUGAUAUUCUACCUGCUUCUAAUGUAGAAGACAUAUUUUACAGUAAUUUAAAAAGAGGAGAUUUUAUACUACUUAGUCGUAAUUAAUAAUGUCCAGGAGACUUAGUAAUAUUAGACAUGAGUGAUAGACAUGGUUAUUUUUAUUCAAAAAGUUAUUUUAAGUAGGCAUUUCUUUAAAGAAAAGAACCUAUGAAAACAACCAAAGUAGAGAUGAAUGCACCUAAUAAAGGAGAUUUAAAUUAUUUGAGAAAAAUAUUAAAAGGGAAAUUAACAUUUAAUAACGAUUACAAUUUUGAGUAAUUUGAAGGUCAUAUAAAAUUAUCUAAAGAUCCAAAGGGAGAACCUAUUUAACCAGAAAAUAUAUUAUUUUUUGGAUAAGCUCUUCAAUUUAGUGAUUGGGUAUUUGGAAUACUUAUAAAUGUUGGAGGAUAAUCAUUAUAUAGUAGGAAAGUUUAAUCCAUAAAAAAAUAAGAAAGAAAAAAAAAUAGAUAUAAAAAUCUCAAUAUAUUAUAAUUUUUCCUUUAUAUGAUAAUGCCCAUAAUUGCAUCAUUAAUCUAAUAUUAUGGAUACUCAUCAGAAUAAUCUUUUAGUCAUAUUUUAUUGCAUUGUUAUUAAUAAUUUCUAGUUAUUUCACCUUCUUAUCUUAGUUUGUUUCUUUAUCUCUUUGAUAUGAUAUUAAUCAUCAAAGAAAAUAAAUAAUUAUAAUCUAAAGAUUGUAAAGAAUUAAUUUUAGAAACAAAGCAACUUGGUAAACAUUAGUGCAUCAAUUAUCCAGUUAAUAUGACAGAAAUUAUGGAUACUACUCAUGUAUUUCUCAAUAUUCAAAUAUUAUCUGAUGCAAAAAUUGAAGCAUUGUGUCAUGGAGAUACUAUUUAUUAAAUUGAUUAAACUUUAAUUCCUGAUUUAGUACUCUCAUAAUCUUAUAAAAAAACUUAGUUCUAUUUCAAUUUAACUAAAUAAGUAAAUGAUUAAAACAUUGAAAUUUUAUAAGAGAAGAUUGAAACUAUAAGUCCUAAUGUUCCUCCUUAAAAAUUAAGUAUAACCUCUCAUUAAUAAUUCAAUUUCAAUCUUGGAAAAGAUAUAGGAUUAAAUAAGAGAACAUUUUUAAAAUAAAAUACUUAAACUCUUCAUUCGCCAAUAUUUAAUAAUUCAAAUAGUGCUAGACAAUCUUUAGAAAUAUAUCAUAGUAUGGAUGGAGGAUUAAUUUAAUCCACUCUAGCUGGAAAUCUUAUAAAUUAAUAAUAACAUUCUUUAAUUAGUUAAGAACCUGAAGAAGAACAAAUUAAAUAAAUCUAAAUUUUUAGGGAAAAUACACUUGUUGAAUUAGGCUUAAUUUAACCUUUUCAAUAUUUUGAAUUAUUUUCUGUUAUAUCUUUAUGUCAUCUAACAAGAAGUGAAUUAAUGACAUUACCUGAGGAUAAUAAACCUUCUUAGAAAAAUUCAAAAUUGGGUUUCUCAGAAAGAGAAAGAAUCAAAAAACCUAAAUUUAGUAUUGAUUAAUACUUUCUAGCAGAAGAUGAAGCUCUAUUAAAAUUAAGCAAAUUAUUUAAGAUUUCCUAUAAAACUUAUGGGUAUAAUAAAUAAGAUUAACUUUGUUAUGUAUUGAAAAUUAAUGAUCUUGAAAUCCCUUAUAUUAUUCAUUAUCGAUUAUAUCAUUAAGGGUUUAUAGAUUAUGAUGAAACAAAAAAUAAUAAAAUGUUUAAAAUACCUUCCAGAUUUAUUGCUAUGAUGAUUCAAGAUGAUAAUUUCUAAAUUAAAGAGUCGAAUUAACUUGUUCUUUUAUGUAGAUUUUGUAUUGUUACCAUUUCUGAUAUUCCUGGAUAUGAAAAAUUUGAUCUAGUCAAAAAAGCAUCACUUUAAAAAUAAAUACAAUAUCUUAUCAAUAGAGGUGAUAUAAUUAUUUGCUUUUUGAAAAUGUCAAUUAAAUAAUAAGAUCUCCAAGAAUCUAAAAGUUUUAUAAUCAAUGACUAUGAAAAAACAAUUUAAUUGAUUGAAUUAUUAUCAGAUAAUUAAUAUGAAAUUGUUGGUCUAUUUGGAAUCUGUUAAAAUGAUAAUCAAGAUUUAAUUAAAGAAUCUUUUAUUACCAAUAGAUCUAGAAUUGUUAUUCAAUCAGAAAAGCCUUAUGAAUUAGUUCUCCCUUUUUGUAUCAAAAAUAAUGUUCUACAUAAUGAAACAAUUACCUAUAAUUUUCAAUCUUCCUCUAGAGAUGAUAUUCUCUAUUAAAUCAGAUAAAUUAUCAGUAGUCUUAAUUAAGAGGAUCCUAAAAGAAGUUCUACUUUAUUAAUACGUAGAAAUGCUUAAAUUCAAACUGAUAGAAUUAAAAUCAAUAAUAAUGCUUUGAUCAUUGAUGGUAAUGUAUUAGAUUUAAUAUUAAAUGACAAAUAUCUAACUAAUCAUUUUGGAUUUAUUAUUCACUUUAAUAAGAUUAUUAUUGUAUAUAAUAUGAAUAACAACCUGAAAGAAAAGUUAUUGAACUUUGUAACCAAAUAUGAUAGUGAAUAUUAUUCAUCAUUUUGUAUCAAUUAUAGUGCAGGAUCUCAUGGUUUAGUAAGAAUGAGUAAUUUCUCUUAUUAAAGGCAUGAUGAAAUUGAAUCUGAUGUUAUGGGUUUUAUUAAUUAAUAUUCAAUAAAUAUUGAUGAAUUAGAGUUAUUUGAUAAUUUAGUAAUUAAAACUGGAUUUUAAAUAUUUUAAAUUAAAGAUGCAACGUAACGUAUAUGUAUUUAAUGGAACUUAUGUUUUGCACUUUUACAAAUGACAUUCUAUUGUUUUCCACAUUACAAUGGUUAAUUGAUUUUUAAAGAUAGAUUAUUAAUAUUAUAAAUAUUAGUGCCAGCCAUUAUUUUAACAUAUGCAAUUAAGACUAUUUUUGUAGAAUAAGAAUACUUAAGUGUGAAAAUAAACACACUCAAGUAGAAAUCACUUGAUUUAAAGAAUAGUCAUAUAGUAUAAUUAUUGUUAGAAACAAUUAUGGAUGUAUUUCUCAUAACAAUUGUACGAUAUAUUUGCUACAUAAAUGACAUUUAAGUAGGGGUUUAUAAUACAAAAGAGGAAAUAGCAAUAUUUUUCAGUUUUAUUUUGAUAAUUCAUCUUUUUAAAUUAGCAUUUUUGUCAAAAGAAUUAUAUUUAGCAUUAUUCUUAUCUUUGAGUACAUUUUUAAUCAUACUAUUGCAUAUUAUAAUAGAAAUGAUAAACUUGGAAUAUGUUAUAUUAAAGGAAUUCUUAUCUUAACCAACAACUAUAAUGUCUUUUUUAAUUUUAAUAUGCAUAAAAUUAGUAAUGAAUUUAUUAGGGUAAUUUAGUAUAUAUUUAUAUAACAACUUUUUGGAAAGAUCUUAAUAAGAUAUUGAUUUUAAUUUGAUAUUGGAAACGAUCACAAAAGAAUUUUAGAAUAUAAAGAAUAUUUAAUAUUUAAUAAAAAAAGUGUUUAAGGAUUCCGAAAUAGAUUUAUCAGUAAAAUAGAUAUUAAAUAAGGGAGACAAUAAGAAUCAAUUAAUUUAACUAAAUAAUUACACAUUAAAUUUUGAAGAGCAGCUAUAUAAUUUAGAAUUCAUUUAAAUGUACAUAUCGAAAUGGAAAUUUAUAGGAGUAUUGACAAAUUUAAGUUAUUUUUUUGGACUAGACAUAUUUUUGUUGAUACAUUAUGGAUUAAGAUUUCAUGAGAUUAAUACAGCAUUAUUUUCAUUAAUGUUAAUAAUGACCUUUUGUUAAGUAUUUCUAAUAAAUUAGUCUUGUUAUCCAAAUUAUAGAAAGUUAAUAAUAUAUUUUGGGUUUUUAUAAACAAUAUUUAGAUUAUUCAUAAUAAGUGUAGAUGUUUAUGAUCAUGAUAAUAGGUAUUCUGCUUUUAUUUUUUACUAUUUAGUAAUAUUUUCAUUAACAUAACAAAUAAAUUAUAAAUAUGUAUUUAUAGUAAUCCAAUAAAUAAUGUCUUUAGUAUGUGGAAUAGUGAUGUUAUAUGCAAAUUAAAAGUAAGAAACGAAAGAUGUGUAUUUAGGUGAAAUAAUAGUAUUAUUUGUGACAUUCAGUAUUAUAUCUCUUUAAUCUCGUUAUUAAGAUGAUGUAACUUAACGUUAAGAUUAUAUAUGUGGAAAGGAAUUAGAGAUUGAAAGAUAAAAGUUUCAAUCAGUAAUGUCUUUGUUGUUGCCUCCAUUUGUUUUAGGUAGAGUUGAUUAAGGAAAUGUCAAUUUUUCUGAGAAUUAAGGUUUGGUUGGUAUAAUUUUUGUAGACAUGUGUAGUUUUGAUAUGAUAGUUAGUGCAGAGGAUUAAAAUAUAGUAUAAUUGAUUGAUAAUAUUUAUCGUCAGUUUGAUUAAAUAUGUUCUUCAACUAAUUGUUAAAAGAUUGAGACUGUUGGAAAAACUUAUAUGGCUUGUUCUGGAUUAUAAUGUGUAGAGAAAUUCUAGCCUAAGGGUCAUCUUAAGAAUCCAAUAGAAAGAUUAGUAGAAUUAGCAUUUGGGAUAUAAUAAGAAAUUACACAUUUUAAAUGGGGACCUAAUCAAAAAAAUUUUGGAUUGAAAAUUGGUAUACAUUAUGGGAGAGUUUUAAUGGGAGUAAUUGGAUCAAUUAAACCAUAAUUUUCUUUAAUUGGAGAUACAGUUAAUACAACCAGUAGAUUAUGUGCUCAUUGUCCAGAAGGCUUAAUUCAAAUAUCACUUCAAGCUUAUGAGUAAAUCAAAAAUGUAAAGUCAAUCAAAUAUACAUAAAAUAAAAUUGAGGCUAAAGGUAAGGGAAUUAUAGAUACUUUUUUGAUUGAAAAGAAAAGGAAUUUUGAAUAGUCAUUCAACAAUAAAUAAAAAAAAACAGAAAUGCCACAUAUAGAUUAAAAAUUAAAAUUUGUCUUAAAUAAUCAACAAUAGCCUUAAAACUCUUUUCGAAAUCCUAAAUAAACAGGAAUUGCUGCAAUUAGAUAAAAAACUAGUAGACAUUUAACAUAUAAAUUAAACCCAUUAAAAUAGGAAGAAAAUUAAUAAUUAAAUCCUCCUUAAAAUAUUUCAUCAUAACAACCAUAAGCUUAGUAGAAUGUAACUUCUCAAUAAUCAAUAAUGAAUUAAAAGACAUCAACUUUGAAUUUUACAGCUAGUUAAUUACAAUUAUUCAGAAAAUAAACAAAAAGAAAUUUACUUGGAAAUUAAAGUAAUUUGGCAUCAUUAAAUUUUAUUGCAUCUCCUCAUGCCUUAAAUUAAAUUUAAUCAAAUAUUAAUACUUUUGCUCCAAGCAAUAAAUUGAUUCAUUAAAAAUCAAUUUUUAGUCAUUAACAAUAAUAGGCUUAAUAAACAUCUUAAGAAAAAAUAGAAAAAUAUUAAUAGUAAUCAUCAAUUCAAACUCCACAUCAUGAUCCUUCUAAUUAGAAUAUCUUAGCAGGUAUUCCAGAUAUACCUUUAGAUUAAUCUUUGAAUGUUUUAGAUACUUCAAUAAAAGAUUAAACUCCAUUUAAUUGUAGAAAAGAUGAUUAAAAAAAGUUUAUUGAUUCUACAAUUAGAAUGAUAAAAUUUAAUGAUAUAGAGUUAUUUAUAAAAUCCAAGCCAGAGGUAUUUAAUAAAACAAUUCCGUUAUUUAAAAUACAAGAGUUUUUUCUUGAAGGUAAAAGUACAACAUUAUAGGAGAGCAACAAUAAUAAUUGGCAUUUGAUAUCAAAAGAGUUUUUAUUUGAGGCAUUUAAAAAUAGUGAUACUGUUGCAUAAUAUUAUGAAAAGGAAUUAGAAAAUGGUAUAAAAAGUGUGAUGAUAUCAUUAUUGCUUUUAUUAAUCAUACAUAUUUUCUUCAUAAUAUUUUCAUAAUUAAAAUAAGUGAAUACACAAUAGGCAGUAAUUAGAGCAUUAGGUUGUUUUUUCAUUUUAAUAGAAAUAUACUUUUUAAAAACACAUUUUUUUGAAUGGAAAAGAAAAAGAUUACUAAAAAUUAUAAUCAUUUAACUUAUAUCUUAAUGUAUAAUUCUUGGUGUGUUCUAUGAUUAAGAUAAAGAUAAAUCAAUACUAUUAUCAAUAGAAUCUAUAAUUACAAGUUGUCUUCUCUUUGCUCAUAAAUGGCUCUAUGUUUAAGAGAAAAUAUUGAUUUGUUCAUUUAUGUUUACAGCUUGGUUGAUAAUUAUAAGUUCAGUAUUUAUAAUAGACAUUUGGGAAGUGUUCUUUUUAUUAAUUUCGAUUGUUUUAUUACUUUAAAGGGAAGUGUUAAGUUAUUUAUUUUCUUAUAAAUAAAUGCUCAAUUAAGAAUAAAUAGAGAUAAAAUAACUAGAUAAAAUGAAUCUUUUAAGUUGUUUAUUACCAAUUCAUGUUUUGAGUAAAUUCUUAGAUGAUUCAACUGGUUCAAGAUAGUUCUCUGAUGUCUAUAAUGAUUGUACAAUUUUAUUUGCUGAUAUUGCUGGAUUUACAAAAUAUUCUUCAAGUGUGUAACCAGAAGAAGUUGUAUCUAUGCUUAAAAAUUUAUUCGAUGAAUUUGAUAAACUGACUUAAGUGCAUAAUGUAUUCAAAUUAUAUACAAUUGGAGAUUGUUAUGUUGUAAUUGGAGUUACUGAUAAUUUUAAAAGAGAUCCAGUUUAAGAAGCAUUUAAUGUUGUUGAAAUGAGUUUGAAUAUGUUAGAGGCCAUCAAUUUAGUUAGAAAUUAAAUUAAUUAUCAUGAUCUUCAUAUGAGGAUUGGUAUUCAUACAGUAUAUUGUUAUUUAAUAUUUUAAGGGUAAUGUUAUAGGUGGAAUCAUUGGUACAGAUAUUAUUAGAUAUGAUGUAUAUGGUAAAGAUAUUCUCAUUGCCAAUAAAAUGGAAAGUAGUUCAGAAGAGGGUAGAGUUUUAAUAUCAGAAACUACUAAAAAGUUAAUAGAAGAUAAUUUUCCUUCAUGUUAUGUUUUCAAUGGAAGAAAAUUAAUUAAUAUUCCUUCAAUCAAUACAACAAUUACUGGUUUCUUUUUAGACACUGCAAUUUGA
This is a messenger RNA of Paramecium sonneborni, 7467 nucleotides long. The record is from the annotation of a GenBank genome assembly. Lineage: Eukaryota; Ciliophora; Oligohymenophorea; Peniculida; Parameciidae.